This is a messenger RNA of Heterobilharzia americana, 1644 nucleotides long. NCBI's taxonomy places the organism in Eukaryota, Metazoa, Platyhelminthes, Trematoda, Strigeidida, Schistosomatidae. The record is from the annotation of a GenBank genome assembly.
ACUACUUCUUUUUUUAAAGAAGGAAAUGAUGAGAUGACAUUAAAACAACUUAGGCUUGCCAAGUUGUCUGACUAUGUGCUUAUGAUGAAAGAGGACGAAAUUCCUGAGUGGUUUGAAGAGUCAAGAAUUGUGCAGAACACUGUUUGCAUGGAACAAGCUUCACACACUUAAUCUGAUGAACGAUCCAAAUAAACGCUCCCACUGACUUGGAGAGAGGAUGAAUACUUUAUGGCAUGAAACGUCUUGGAUUCCUGCUUGGGACACUUGGUGGCACUACAGAGAAGGUGUAAUAGGAGGUCCAAGUCACUGGGGACAAACAAUGUUUAUGGCUAUCGCUAGUGAUAUCUGGCAACCUUGUUAUCAGGGCAAAAUGCAAUCACCAAUCAGUAUUUCAACGGAACACUUGGUUUUUGAUUCAAAUCUGAAGCCUCUGAAAAUAUUAGGUUCAGAUAAACAGAUUGAUGUGGAAAUAGUGAAUACUGGUCAAGAUUUACAGGUGAAAAUUCUUGAUUCAACAACAUCAGUUAUAUUCAGUGAAGGUCCAUUAGUGUAUGAUUAUAAACUUUUUGGUGCGCUCAUAAAGUUUGGUUCAAGAUCAGAUCGUGGUUCAGAUCAUCAAAUAAAUGGUGUUGCUUUUCCAGCUGAGUUACAGCUGUAUGCAUUCAACUUUGUCUUAUAUCCAAAUUAUUCUACAGCACUUUCCAAACCGAAUGGAUUAGCUGCAGUUUCGAUAUUUUUGAAGGUUGGUGAUCAGUCAUCAGCUGAUUUAACAGCUUUAUUAUCCACAACAGAACAAGUUCAACUGAAAGGACAAUUCAAGAGAUUGCAUGGCUUAAUAUUGGACGCCAUUAUACCACCUGUUUUUCAUUAUAUGACUUAUCAAGGUUCCUUACCUUUUCCUGCCUGUCAUGAAACAGUCACAUGGAUCUUGCUGAAUCAUCCUAUUGUAAUCACAGAUACUCAGUUAAAAUCACUUCGUCAACUUCGAAUUGCUCAAUUUCGAGGAUCUGGUAGCAUGGCGGAUAACUAUCGAACUAUUCAAAAACUUAACAAUCGUUCAGUUCGUACCAACAUUGACUUUGUACAGUCUCAACCUUACUGUUCAGUGCAGCCUAGAAUAUCUUAUACGGAAAAAAUGAAAACUUUUUCCUGAAUAACAUUUUGCCAACAAUAUGCUUAUAAAUACUUUUCUAUAUAUUUUUUUCAUAUGGAAAUGAAUUUGACGAAUAUUAUUUCAAUAUGAUUUGAACAAUAAUGUUAACCCUAACACUACAUUAUGGUCAAUAACAGCAUUAUUACCUUAAUGAUUAGUCAAGAUCAAGAAAGAAUAUCUUGAAAAAUUAUGAUUAUCUGAUUAUAUCAUAGAAUAUGUAUUAUAACUGUAUGUUCAGUUUAUACUUAUCAAUUUCCGAAUCCUUUCAUAUAUAAAAAUUUCUUGCCAAUAAAAAAAAGCUUUUUACAAUUUUUAUUAUGUCACUUUUCAAGAUUUAAAUAUGUUUCUCUGUACAAUGAAUGGUCAUGAUUCAGUUUGGUACAAAAAAAGCAUACUUCUGCACAGAAUCAGAUAUGUACACACAAUAUCUUGAUUAUCUACCUCUUGCCCAAUGUUAGCUAUAAAUGUAUGCCAAGGAGUUUAUACAAAUC